This is a messenger RNA of Laccaria bicolor S238N-H82, 4077 nucleotides long. RefSeq lists its product as uncharacterized. NCBI's taxonomy places the organism in Eukaryota, Fungi, Basidiomycota, Agaricomycetes, Agaricales, Hydnangiaceae. The transcript has 10 exons. Bases 1 to 4026 code for a protein of 1341 amino acids. The record is from RefSeq and is a predicted model, not a curated record. Gene Ontology annotation, cellular component: membrane.
AUGGAGCGGCGUUGUAGAAUGCGAGGUUCCUGUGGGAGGAAGAGCAUGUUUGGAAAACCACUUCCAUGUCCGUAUGACGGACCUGCGCUUGAGCCCGAGGACGACGAAGCACGCGAUCUUCUGGUCGACGUAUGUGGUUCAGAUUUCGCUCAAGGACCAGUCUGUUGUACGUCGGAUCAAGUCGAAACCCUCCGUGACAACUUCAACCAGGUGGAAGGCCUAAUAGCGGCGUGUCCGGCUUGCCGGAACAACUUCCGCUCAUUCUUCUGCACCUUCACAUGUUCCCCACACCAGUCAACCUUCCUGAACAUAACUUCAACUCAGAAAACCCAGGACGAAAAGGUAGCAGUGAAAUCCCUUGACUUUUUUGUCUCAGAGCAGUACGGGACCGGCUUCUUUGACAGCUGCAAGAAUGUUCAGGUUGGGACCACCAACGGCUAUGCUAUGGACCUAAUUGGAGGCGGGGCCAAGGACUAUUCGUCAUUCUUCAAGUUUAUGGGCGACGAGAAGUCAAUAGGGAGUCCAUUCCAAAUCGACUUUCCUCACAACACCCCUCCCGAAUUUUCAUCUCUAAAUUCCAUACCUCGAAACUGCACAGAUGUUGACCUCAGUAGUCGGUGUACAUGUAUCGACUGUCCAGAUGUUUGCCCCACCCUUCCCUAUGUGCCACCGCCUGACGGCUCUUCUGCCUGCCAUCUUGGCGGCUUAUCAUGCCUUUCCUUCGUUCUCAUCCUCGCCUACGGCCUUGCAGUGCUCAGUUUCUUCAUUGGAUACGUUGUACAAACGACGAUUCGGAGGCGGAGAGAGACGACUUACGAAAGGGUGGCUCUAUCUGCUGAGACAGCGUCACCAAGGACGCAUACAAGGGGUUUGAUUGGCGCUGGUUCUCUUGCUCAGUAUUUGGACGAAGAUUCCGUUGGCACUCAGUCAGAAUCACGCAAUCUAGGCCGCGGCGCUUCACUCCUUGAUCCCAUGGAAACAGUUCAGCCCCGCCAAUAUCCUCUCAACAAUAUUCUUCGCCGCUUCUUCUAUCGACUAGGAAUGCUGACUGCAUCUUAUCCUUGGUUGACGUUUGCCACAGUGUUCCUCCUUGCUGGGCUUCUCAACAUAGGGUGGAAGAAGUUUGAGAUCGAGACCGACCCAGUCCGCCUUUGGGUAGCACCCUCUUCCGAGAGUAAACAACAAAAAGAGUACUUUGAUGAACAUUUCGGACCGUUCUAUCGAACCGAACAAAUUUUCGUCACAGCAGUCGGAGGUAUUGUUCUUUCUUGGGACCACUUAAAAUAUUGGUUCGAGGUUGAAGCUGACAUCCGGGCUCUUGUAUCCCCCAGUGGCUACAAACUUUCCGAUGUAUGUUUCAAGCCUGCAGGUCCACGAGGCGCAUGUGUCGUUCAAUCUAUUGCUGCAUGGUUUGGCAACGACCUAGAUGAUUACGAUGAAGAGAGCUGGUCAGAACAUCUUCUAGAAUGUGCCAAUAGUCCUGUUGAGUGUCUUCCAGACUUUCAACAACCGCUAGGUCCACACUACGUGUUGGGAGGUGUUCCACGAGAGGCAGACACCCCGUUAUACCUCGAAGCUGAAGCAAUGGUGGUUACCUACGUUGUAUCCGACUCACUAGACUCUGUAACACAAGCCAGAGCUAUGGAAUGGGAGGAGACAUUGCGUUCAUACCUUGUUGACUUGAGCGAGAGUGGGUUGGAAAUCGCAUUUUCAACUGGUAUCUCCCUCGAAGAGGAAAUCAAUAAAAGUACCAACAUGGAUGUCAAAAUUGUUGUCCUGUCAUACCUCGCAAUGUUCUUCUAUGUCUCUCUGACUCUGGGAAGCGGGUCUGCAAUACGACAGGAAGAUGGCCUUGUGGCAUCCCUCAUUGAAUGUGGACAAAACUUCCCCCGCCUUUUCACUCGAUCUAGCGUCUCAUCGUCAUCCCUUUCCGUAGAUUCACGGCCCCCACCUCGCCUCUUCCCGCGGCUACCUCGCUCUCUUUUUGUUGGGUCCAAAUUCACACUUGGUCUAUUUGGUAUCCUUCUUGUAAUACUUUCCGUCUCAUCUUCUGUGGGCUUCUUCUCCUUCCUUGAAGUCAAGGUUACCCUGAUCAUUGCCGAAGUAAUACCAUUUCUCGUCCUUGCUGUUGGAGUCGACAAUGUCUUUAUCCUGGUCCACGAGCUGGAUCGACAGAAUCUCUUACACGCGCCCAUGUCGCCCACCAAUUCAUCAAGGUCGCCCUUUGAGUCGACCAAUGAUGUCGACGCGUCUUCGAUGCCUUUAUACCUUCCAGCUGAAGAGCGAGUUGGGAGGGCGUUGGCAAAAAUGGGGCCAUCUAUCCUUUUGAGUACCAUCACUGAAACGACGGCUUUUGCAUUGGGAGCGCUUGUACCCAUGCCUGCAGUCCGCAAUUUUGCGCUUUAUGCCGCUGGAAGCGUCUUCUUGAAUGCGACUCUGCAGGUUACAGUUUUCGUCAGUGCUUUGUUGCUCGAUCUGAAACGCGUCGAGUCAAGCCGUGUGGACUGUUUGCCGUGCAUAAGAUUGCCUCCACGAAUUACAUUGCCUGAUGCUCCAUUGAGUGGUGGAGGCCUUGGCAGAGUUGCACGAUUUAUCCGCCGAUAUUACGCACCAUUCUUGCUUAAACCCGUUGUGAAAGGCAUUGUUUUGCUUACCUUUGCAGGUGUCUUUGUGGCAUCUGUAAUAUCUAUGCAACAUAUUGAAUUAGGUCUAGAUCAAAGGCUCGCCUUACCAUCUGACUCCUAUCUUAUUUCAUAUUUCGACAACCUUGAUGCGUACCUCGACAUUGGUCCACCUGUUUACUUCGUUGCCAAAGAUAUCGACGUCACUCAACGUCAAGGCCAACAAACAUUGUGUGGUCGAUUCACAACGUGCCUUGAUACAUCUGUUCCUAAUCGAUUGGAAGGAGAGCGCAAGCGCCCCGAGUCAUCUUUCAUAUCAGAACCCACUGCAUCUUGGAUAGACGAUUUCCUGGGCUGGCUCGAUCCUGGGAAAGAAGAAUGCUGUCGAGUCCGCAAGGCAGAUCCCUCUGUUUUCUGUCGGGAAAGAGAUCCUGCCCGCCUCUGCCGACCCUGCUAUGAAGGCAAAGAGCCUGCGUGGAACAUUACCAUGGAUGGGUUGCCUGAGGAUGGGGAGUUCAUGCGAUAUCUCAGGCAGUGGUGGAUUUCGCCAACCACCGAAGAAUGUCCUUUGGCUGGCAAGGCAUCCUUUGGGACUGCCCUUUCCCUUGAUUCUGAUAGCGUCGUCGCAUCCCAUUUCCGCACCUUCCAUUCUCCUCUUAAGAGGCAAGCUGACUUCAUCAACGCCUUUGCUGCUGCUCACCGAAUUGCGGAAGAAAUUUCGGAGGAAACUGGGGCAACGGUUUUCCCUUACUCCCUAUUCUAUGUCUUCUUUGACCAAUAUGCCCACAUCAUCGCGAUUACACAGGAAGUUCUGGGUCUAGGAUUGGCAUCGGUCCUCGUCAUCAUGGCUUUAAUGCUUGGUUCAUGGAGAACGGGAACGAUCGUGACUGGUGUUGUUGCUCUGACUGUGACAACAGUUAUGGGUAUCAUGCCCAUUUGGGGCAUCAACCUCAAUGCCAUUAGCUUGGUCAAUCUCGUCAUAUCUCUUGGAAUUGCUGUCGAAUUCUGUGCGCAUGUUGCUCGCGCAUUUAUGAGCGCUGGAACAGGACUUCCUGUUGAUCAUCCGUCUGGUCAGAAGGAGCGGGAUGAGCGGAUGUGGACUGCACUGGUAGACAUCGGGCCUUCGGUUCUGUCCGGAAUUACUUUUACCAAGCUGAUUGGUAUGUCCGUGCUCGCGUUGACACGCUCAAGGCUUCUGGAGAUCUAUUAUUUCCGGAUGUGGCUCACGUUGAUCAUUUCCGGAGCUCUUCAUGGCCUUGUUCUACUUCCUGUCGUGCUUAACAUAGCGGGAGGAUCUGGUUUUCCCCAACAAGAGGCGGACGAAGAAUGGAUGUCGAAUGCAAUUAGAAACGACUAUGACUAUCCACCUUUCCUCGCAGACGACGAUUCUAUAGCGAGCGACUAGAUAUUUAUUUGAUCAUAGAACUCUGUUGGAUGGAAAAAUAUACCAUUUUUU